GCGCAGGGAGGUUGGUACACUACCGGGUCCGUUCACCGGCGGUGGUGGCGUGCGUGCAUCCAAUUCCAAUCUCCAGUGCCCAAUGCGAGCCCAAAAGAAUCCGAGGUCAAAUCCCGAGGCGGCGGCGCCUGGGCAAAACCAGCAGAGCCUUGCCGUGGAACGAGAGGCUUCAGUGGCUCUGGCUCACACACAGACCUCGCGUCGGCGUCGCCUGCCUACGCGCGAGCUCGCUCGGCUAGUAGCCGCGUCACCUUCCUCCUCUGUAGUCGCAGCGACGACAGCUAGCGAGGAGAGGAGAGGGAGAGAAGGGGAGGUGAUGGGCCCCGCCCGCGGCGGCGUCAUGGCCCUCGUUCGCCUCCUCCUCCUGCUCCUCCUGGGCCUCGGCUGCAGCAAUGGCGGCCGAUGCUCUUCGGCGCAGACGCUGCUGCCGCCGCAAGAAGUUGAAGCACUCAAAGGUAUAGCGAACAAGCUUAACAAGACGGAUUGGGAUUUCAGUGUUGAUCCAUGCAGCGCAUCAGGAAACUGGAUCAAUUCCGAUGGAUUUCUUUUCAGUAAUGUGACAUGUGAUUGUUCGUUCAAGAACCGCACAGAGUGUCAUAUCAUCAGCCUGGAGCUUAUGCGGCAGAAUCUUAGUGGAGUUCUACCGGAGGAAGUUGUCAACCUUACUUAUCUGCGAUAUCUUGACUUGUCACGCAACUUCAUUCAAGGACCAAUUCCAGCAUCAUGGGGUGACCUACCUGUUUAUAAUCUGUCUCUCCAGGGAAAUCGUAUAUCUGGAACACUACCUAAGGAACUUGGACGCAUGCCCAUGUUGAAAUCUUUGCAGCUAGAAGGCAAUGAGAUUGAGGGUCCUAUUCCACCAGAGCUGGGUAACAUCAGCACUUUGGAGAGAUUUUUCAUUUCUGCAAAUAACAUCACAGGAGAGUUGCCCUCAACCUUUUCCAGGCUGACAAAUAUGACAGAUUUUCGUGUUGAUGGAAACCGUAUUUCAGGGAAAAUACCUAGUUUCAUAAAGAACUGGCAGAGCGUCAACAGAAUUGAUAUGCAGGGUACCUCGAUGAGUGGGCCUAUUCCUCCAGAAAUUUCCUUGUUGAAGAACUUGACAGAACUGAGAGUGACUGAUUUGAGUGGACCAAGCAUGAAAUUUCCUCCCUUACAAAAUGCAUUGCACCUCACGGAAGUGGUCCUACGAAAUUGCUCCAUAUAUGGUGAAAUACCUUCUUACCUUGGACGAAUGCAGUAUCUGAAAGUCUUGGAUAUAAGCUUCAACAAGUUGACAGGCCAAGUUCCAGCAAAUUUUGGAGGAAUGAUGGCACUGCAAUAUUUGUACCUGACUGACAAUAUGCUGACUGGAGAUUUGCCUGCUUGGAUGUUGAAAAACAAGGCAAGCAAUAAAGUAAACAUGGAUAUAUCAUAUAAUAACUUCACGGGUAACCCUCCUUCUGAGUGUCAGCAAGCAAAUGUAAAUAUGGUGUCAAGUUUUUCAUCUUCAAAUGACAAUUCAUUGCAGUCAUGUUUAAGAAAGAAUCUUCCUUGCAUGGGCAAAUCACACUAUUCCAACUUAUUCAUCAACUGUGGUGGCAAAACUGUUGUUGUCAAUGGGGUAACCUAUAAGGAUGACUCAUAUCAAAUAGGAACAUCAAGUUUUGUGUUAUCCGAUGAUAAGAAAUGGGCAUAUAGUAGUACUGGUGAUUUUGUGGGUAACGAGAAUGCUGACUACAUUGCUAGAAACACAUCGAAGCUGACCAUGGCUUACCCAGAGCUGUACACUGAAGCUCGCCUCUCACCUCUCUCACUGAAAUACUAUGGCCUUUGCAUGGAGAAUGGUGAAUAUACGGUGAAGCUUCAUUUUGCUGAGAUUGUGUUCACAGACGAUCAUACUUACUCCAGCAACGGCAAGCGUGUUUUCGAUGUCUUCAUCCAGGGUGCUAAAGUUCUGGGGGAUUUCAACAUCAAAGAUGAGGCUGGCGGUGCUCAUCGUGCGAUCACCAAAACUUUUGCAGCCAACAUCACAGACAAUACACUGGAAAUUCACCUCUACUGGGGAGGCAAAGGCACCACAGCGAUACCCUACCGCGGCGUGUACGGUCCAUUGAUCUCAGCCAUAUCAGUGACACACACACGCAGGAACCACCAUGGAGUCUCUAUUGGGGUGGUGAUUGCCAUCGUGAUUGCUGUGACAUGCUUGGUUAUCAUACUUAUGUUCAUAGCUUUCUAUUUCAAAGUCUUCCAGAGGAUGAACGCGAAAGGAAAAGGUAGACAUUCCUUCUACAAAGGAAGGAAAACUAAUACUUCAGAGCUUCAAACACGGGCACAGUAUUUUUUUAGCAUGAAAGAGAUCGAAUCUGCAACAAGACAUUUUGACCCUGCUAAUAAAAUAGGCGAGGGUGGCUUUGGACCUGUUUACAAGGGUACACUGUCAGAUGGUACUACAGUUGCAGUAAAAAAGCUGUCUUCAAAGUCAAGCCAAGGAAAUCGUGAGUUUUUAAACGAGAUAGGAAUAAUAUCUGCUCUAAGGCAUCCAAAUCUUGUGAGGCUCUUUGGUUGUUGUAUUGAUGGGGAUCAGCUUCUGCUCAUAUAUGAAUUCUUGGAAAAUAAUAGUCUUGGUCGUGCACUUUUUGGUCGCUCAGAACAUCAGUUGAAAUUAGACUGGCCAACAAGGUACAGCAUCUGCCUUGGAACUGCGAAAGGCCUAUUCUAUCUCCAUGAAGAGUCUACAUUAAAAAUCGUCCACAGAGAUAUUAAACCAUCAAAUAUUCUUCUUGAUGAAAAGCUGCAGCCAAAAAUAUCAGAUUUCGGCUUGGCUAAACUGAAUGAUGACUGUGGCCGAGUGAGCACUCGGAUUGCUGGAACUGUUGGUUAUAUGGCACCUGAAUAUGCCACAAGAGGAUGCUUGACACGCAAAGCAGAUGUCUACAGCUAUGGAGUGGUGGCACUAGAGAUUGUUAGUGGCAUGAGCAAUAUAAAUAGCAUGUCUAAUGAAGAAUAUCUGCAUCUUCUUGAUUGGGCCGAAAGGUUGAAGCAGCAAGGGAAGCUGCUAGAAAUGGUGGACCAGCGUCUUGGUUCCGAGUACUCGCAAGAACAGGCACUGAGGCUGCUGAACAUAGCUCUUCUUUGUACAAACACGUCACCAACCCAGCGGCCAAGAAUGUCUUCAGUGGUGAAGAUGCUUUGCGGUCAGAUCCCCAUCGAGGUUGUACCUGAUGACGAUGAUCUAAGUGAAGACUUGCGACUCAACAUCGCCCGGUCCCACAGCUCCAUGAAUAACAGCAAAACAGAUUGGUCCGAGAUGCCAUCAAGCGAUCCGUCGAUCUUGCUCCACAACAGCAAGGACAGUGGCUACCUCCCAUCUUCGAGCUCCUCUUCUCUGAAGCUAUGAGCUGCAUUGCCAGGGCCCAGGGGUAGCUAGGCAGCAAGGUUGAUGGUAUCCGCAAUUUUUUUUGGCCUGAUGCAGCCGUUGUACAGAGCAAGCAUUUGGUUCGAUGCUUCCAGUUCGAUUGUGUUGAUGUUGCUCGUCAAUUGUCAUUCAGGAUUGCCAUCCACAGCCAGUUGCAAUUGAUCAUAGCAUUACAUCGACAUAUUUGUAAUCUGGCGCCGCGUUUUUUGGCUUCAAAGUCAAGAUUUGUACAAGUUGUCCGGAGGAUCUGAUUGAGUUCUGCCAAAACAGAGUGGAACUCAGCGCCCGGCGGUACAGAGAUGUGCAGAUGUGUUACGCAUAUUGCCCUUCUUAAGGAAGUGCAUUGACCAUGCUGAUGGGUAUCGUGUGAUCAUACCGUCAGGCAUCGAGGCAGGAGCUCGAAUGGAGUAUGCAUCUGUCUGCCCUGAGUGACCUUCAUAUCCAGAAAAAUGGAUUGUACAAAUUAAUGAAUCCGAAAGCGUUAAUCUGGUAGCAAGAGUAUGUUAUUUUCUAGGAUAUGGGCUAACAAUUUACCAUAAAUUUGGUUCUCCAUCUUGUUUGACUUAUUUAGACCGAUCAUGUUGUGUCCUAACGGGGCAAAUGAUUUACUGAUGAGUUAUGUGGCCGUUCUCUUUCAAGUAACUAAUAUAAAACUUUACAUUUACGAGGAA
Setaria italica (foxtail millet) is the source of this 4068-nucleotide messenger RNA. Its product is annotated as probable LRR receptor-like serine/threonine-protein kinase At1g53440. NCBI's taxonomy places the organism in Eukaryota, Viridiplantae, Streptophyta, Magnoliopsida, Poales, Poaceae. Gene Ontology annotation, molecular function: ATP binding; protein kinase activity; protein binding. The transcript is spliced from 24 exons. Gene Ontology annotation, biological process: protein phosphorylation. The record is from RefSeq and is a predicted model, not a curated record. Bases 83 to 3379 code for a protein of 1098 amino acids.